AUGCUCUUUGUGCAGAAGGAGGCCACUCGCAUCCUGGGCGAGGGGGCAGAGGCCCCCGCUGCGCCUGCAGGACCUCCCUCCGCCGCGCCACCGAGGGCGACGGUCGCGCGGUGCGCGUCCAUCUGGGCCAGCUACGUGGCCACAGCUGUGAUUAUCACCGUGGUGGCGCUCAGCUGGCACGUCGUCGAGGGAAUCCUGCGCGUAUGGGCCGAGCAUAGCACAGCAGGCAUCUGCGCUUUCUUGUCCACCUCCGCUGCGAUCUUCUUGCUGACGGCAUUCAUGUACAGCUCCCUCGCGGGGCGCGCGCCGCCGCCGUCGAGGGCGUGGCCCGUGGCUCGCGGGGCCCGCGCGGCCAGGGCCGUUGCUCCAGCUCGCCUGGUCGCGAUGGCGUCGGCGCUGGCCGCGGUGCCCCCGCCGCCUGCGGCAGGAGCUGCGGCCGCCAUCUCCGCGGCGCCGCUAGCGUCGGCGGUCGCUGCCGCGCCAGCGGCCGACGUCUCGCCAGCAGCUGCCACCGCACCAGUGGCAGCCGCCGCGCCGGCAGCCGCUGCUGCGUCCGCCGCCGCGCUGCAGGCGGCGACUGCCGCGGCGCGCGCGCAGGCGGCCCCCGUGCACGCUGUGCCGACGGCGCCAGGGGCACCUGCAGCAGCGGCGGCGGCGGCGUCGGUGCUGGUGCCAGCCCCGACCGCUGCUUCUGGCACGCCGACCGCCGCUUCUGGCACGUCGUCGGUCACGCACACAGAGGCGGCCCCAGCUUCCGCAGCAGAGUGCCCAGCUGGGGCGACGGCGUCAGGGCCCACGGAAGGGUCUCGGCCCAGCGCGGCGUUGGCACGGGCCUCCAGCGCUGGCCCGACGGCGCCUGCCGGCGGCACGGCGCCAGCGACCACCGCGGGCCUCGCCGCUCCAGCGGGCCCAGCGCCCGCGCAGCUACCUGCGACGGCCUCCGCCGGGGCGGCGCCCGCGCCCCUCGCGGGAGGCCUGGAGCCGAGGCAGCUGCCGCUGGGCGCGGGGCAGUUCCGCCCGAGCCAGGAGCCCUUGCGCUCGCGGCUGCUGGAGGGCCUCGUCGCGGGCACAGAGAUCAGGGAGAUGGAGGGCUUCCGCGGCGGGCAGAACUCGGGCGUCUGGAUCGUGAGCGGGCCCGCGGACGUGGACGAGCUCGUGCUCAAGUUGGUGAGGUGCACCAGCUCGCAUCCGGGCCUCCCCACGGAGGCGGAGAACUGCGCGAGGCUGCUCGCGAGGCACCCGGCCAUGGCGCGGGACGGCCAGCUAGCGCUGCCCACGCACGUGUUUUCCUGCCUGGGGCCGUCUGGUGAGAAGCUCCACGACCUGCUGGUGAUGCGCAAGGCGCGGGGAGACCCCCUGGCCACGGUAAUAGCGAGGAGGUGGCACGGCGGCGAGGCCCAGGAGCUGAUGCGGGUCAUGACGCGCCUGGGCCGCUUCCUCUCGCGGCUGCACCGCCGCUACGAGGGCUUGCAGCAUGGCGACUUUCAGCCCUCCAACGUUCUCCUGCACGAGGAGACCGGGGAGUUCACCCUGGUCGACGUGGGCGGGAUGGGCAUCACGACAGUGAAGACCGACGUGGAGCAUUUCGAGGGCGCCAUGAGGACAUUGGCGGCAGCCUACAAGGCCCCGCAGUUGGCCGACGACACUGUCCGCCACUUCCUCGAGGGGUACGCAGAGGAAGCGGCCGCUCAGGCGGCCGGCACCCCGCUGGCGGAGCCUGCGGGGCCGGAGGAGGAGGCCGCCGCCGCCGCCACCGCCGCGGCAGGCCCAGGCGCUCGCCCAGAGGCCGCCUUCGACGCGACGAUGCGGCCUGGUGGGGCGCCGCCGCUCGAGGACGCGGCGGCGCUCGAGGAUGGCCGCCUGGGAGGGGACGCGUGGCGACAGCGGCUCCAGUCGGACGUGGAAGUAAUCCAGCGCAUCUACGGCGCCAUCUCGCGGCGCGGCUUGUCGCCGCACGAGCUCUUCGAGCGCCUGGACCUGGACGCGGACGGCGUCCUGGGCUGGCAGGACGUGGGCCAGCUGCUCCGGUCGUUCUCGCCCGAGAGGUCCGAGCAGGAGCUCCGGGGCCUGUUCUGCACCAUUGGCGGCGACGAGCGCGGCGCGGUCACCCUGCCCGCUUUCUGCCUCGCCUUCCGCGCGGCAGGGGAGGUGCUGGCCCACGGCCUGCUGCGGCGCCUCCGCGCGGCCCUCUCGCGGCGGGGCGAGUCCCCACAGGGCCUGUUCUUCAGGCUGGACGCCGACGGUGACAGCCUGCUGCGGCCCGAGGACCUGGAGGGGCUGAUCGCGGACCUGGAGGGGCUGAUCGCGGAGUUCGCGCCUGGCGGCCCCACGGCGGAGCUCGCCCGCGCGCUUGGCGCCGAUGAGGAUGGCUGCGUGGCGCUGCCCGCCUUCUGCGGGGCACUGACCGCCGUGUGCGGCCCGCCCGGGUCCGAGCGGGAGUGCGCGCUCGCGGCCGGCUCCGCCCCGCCGGGCGCGGAGGCCGAGGCCGCCGCUGCGCCUCGCGCGGUGCCGCGGCAGCGGCAGCGGCGCCCGCGCGGGCGCGGCUCGGAGAUCGCGCGCUGCUUGGAGGCGAACCGCCGCCUGCCUGGGCGCCAUGCAGUGGUCAGCGCUGAGGACCGCGCCGGGUGGCACCCGCAUGCGCCCUGGGCUGGCGGCGAGGCGGCCGCCGCGCGCCGGGAGGCCCGCCGAUCCCCGGCGGCCGCCCAGGCGGCGCCCCGGCUGGCGCGCGACUCCGAGGAGCGGCUGCGGCAGUUCGUGGAGCGCCACGGUCCGACGGGGCGCCCGCCGUGCCCCGGCGAAGCGGGCGCCGCGGCGGCGUUCCGCUGGCGGCCCGCCGUUCCUGGCCGCGCCGCGCUGGAGCCGGCUGGGAGGGUGCGGGAGCGGCGCGAGGUGGCGAGGCCAGCCGCCACCGGGCGCCGGCAGCCGGGCGCGCGCGCGGGCGCGCGGCAGGCGGCGAAGGACCCGGAGGCCCUGGAGAAGCUCAGGCAGUUCGUGCUGCGGCACGGCGCCAGCCGCGACAGGCAGCGCCAGGGGCCUGGCUUCGAGCACCUGGACGCGGCGGGCGGGGCCCCUGCGCCAGUCCAGGGCAGCGGCGGCGCGAGCCCCGCCGCUGGCAGCGUCUACGGCGGCAGCUUCGGGCCGGGGCGCCGCCGGCGGUCGGGCAGCAGCCGCAGCAGCUCCAGCAGCAGCUCUGGCAGCGGCAGCAGCCGCAAGUACGACUCCGAGAGUUUUGCCUCCCACGCCAGCGGCGCAGAGGAAGGCCGCAUCGCUGGAUCCAGCAAGGGUGCCGGCGCAGCGGUGGCAGCCAAAGCCGCAGAGGAGUCGUACAGCGACGACGACUUCGAAGGGUCGGACGACGCUGGGAAUUCUGAUUCCUACACGGAUUCCUGGGAGAAUUCCCUCAUGUAUUUCGCAGGGAAUCUGACGGACUUUGACCUAUAUAAGGUCGCCGCUUGGCUGCCGCCGCGGCCGGCGCACUGGUCCACGCGGGCCCGUCGGGGCUCUUUGGCGCCGCUGGCGCGGCUGGUGCUGCUGGCGCGGCGGGCGCGGCCGCUCUCGGUGGCGCGCCUGCUGCUGCGAGCGCUUCCGGCCCUGCUGGCGCCGCCGCCUCGACUCUCGCUGCUGACGCCCCCUGGGCGGUCAGCGCGGGCUGGGCUGCUCGCCCUCCCACCCCCGCGGGCGCCCCAGGCGCUGCUGACGCCCCCUGGCAUGUCGGCGUUGCCCGCGUGCGACGUCCUGCUGGCGCCGCUGGCGCCGUCGGCACGGUCGAAGCUGCCGACGCUGCUCCUGGUGGAAGAGGUCAGGAAUGCUUUCGACGACGCGCGCAGUGAGGAUGGCGAGGGGGGCGACGAGAAUGCGGCCAUGGAGGAGGAGGAAGGGGGCGUCGAGAUGAACGAGGCCGUCGACGUGGUCGCGGAGGUCCAGUCCGCGGGCUGCGCCGCCCAUCCUGUCGCGCAUGGUAACCUGUGGCUCCUGGUCAAGGAGGCGUGGGCUAACUCCCCGUGGGCUCGUGAACACUGGGAUCGCUUCGCCUGCGACAAGAAAAAAAGGAUCCAGCGCUGGAUGAGCCUCCCUGGAGAGAUGGAGGAGGCCGAGGCUCCGGACGGAAAUAAGCGCGCUGCUUUCCUGAUCAGGGCCCUGGGCACUGACAAGCUAGGACAUCGGAUCGCCGUCGGGGAGUAUGACCCCGCCGCUGUGCUGCCCACUCCCUGGCUGCAGACCCGCCGGGUCACCCCGCCGGACCAGCGGCCCCGCCCGUGGGUGCCGCUGGGCCUCGGCGCCCGGCGGGCCCCCCCUCGGGGAGCGCCGCGGGCUCGCGCUGUGCCUGGGGCUGCUGCUCCAGUUCGCCUGGCAGCGGAGCGCAGACUUCACAACGCAAGCCGCGAGCCGGCUUUCAAUGUGAGCAAUUGCGGGCCAGCUCCGAAGUACGAGCACGCCUCACCAAGGAACGCCGCAGACGCGAAAGAGACCAAGUAUGUGUCGGGCGAGGGCCACGUAGAGGUCACCUUCUCGGCUGGUGACCAGGUAGAGUAUAAGUGCAGCCACGGGUUCUCGGUCGACGGCUCCCUGGACGACGGGGAGAGGACCUUCACCGCGAACUGUAGCGAGCUUGGCUACUUCAAGCCUGGAGGCGUCUGCUUGAAGGCAUCCAAGUGCGGGAAGGUGCCGAACAUCUCGCACGCCAUGCCUACAGGCAAAACUCAGACGGACGGGUCGGUGGAGUUUGUCUGCGCCCAUGGCUACUCCCUCGAUGGGAAGAGAGCGGUCCCUGGAGGUUUGGGCGCGAACACGUUGUUCUUGUUGAAGUGCGUUGAGUUUUCCGGCAAGUACAAGGAGAGUUCGAUGGCGAGUGCAAGCCUGCCGCGUUCCUGUCUGCAAGCGCGCCCUGGGGCCGGGCGCCCUGCAAGCGGGAGCUUACUCGUCGGAGGCAAGAUCAUAAACAUGUACAACGGCGUCUUCAACGCCCUCUUCGUGGUUGAUUGCAAGGACUCCGCCACCCUGAAGAACGGCUUCGGGAAGAUGCAGGGUCCUCCGGCGACAUUGGAUAGUGCCUGUGGCAAAUUCCAAGAUGGUGCACUUGCAGGCCAAUGCUCAGGUCUGGUGGCCACCAUGAAGUCAGAGUUUUCGGCGAAAGAGCAGGAGCUGAAGGAUCACUUGAAGAAGGUCGCGAAGGAGAACGCGGUUUUCAACAUGUCGCACCCCGACAAGGACCGGCCGAGCAUCGACGGCGAGGCCAACGAGUUUUGCGCGGCGCUGUGGGGGCUGCUGGAGCUGCCGCAGAAGGACGAGAUGCCCCCUGGAGCGUCGGAGUCCGCGCCAGAGUCCGCGCCGGGGUCUGGCCGGUGA
This is a messenger RNA of Prorocentrum cordatum, 5346 nucleotides long. NCBI's taxonomy places the organism in Eukaryota, Dinophyceae, Prorocentrales, Prorocentraceae. The record is from the annotation of a GenBank genome assembly.